Messenger RNA from Aquila chrysaetos chrysaetos, 4216 nucleotides. RefSeq names its product TNF receptor superfamily member 17 (gene TNFRSF17). Gene Ontology annotation, molecular function: signaling receptor activity. NCBI's taxonomy places the organism in Eukaryota, Metazoa, Chordata, Aves, Accipitriformes, Accipitridae. The coding region runs from base 3392 to 3895 and encodes 167 amino acids. Gene Ontology annotation, biological process: tumor necrosis factor-mediated signaling pathway. The record is from RefSeq and is a predicted model, not a curated record. The transcript is spliced from 3 exons.
ACCAUGCUUUUGCCAAGAAAGGUUGGGCCAGAUGAUCGUUGAGGUCCCUUCCAACCUGGUAUUCUAUGAUUCUAUUGACUCAUACUUUGCAUGGGUUUAAUAAUUUUCAUUGAAAGGACUUAGCGAAUUUUAAUAAAAUUACUUUGUAGUGUUCCUGUGAAAUAGAUAAAUAUUACCCAUGCAGGUAUGCAGGAAAGUUAGACUAACAUUUUCCAAGAAAAGCUACCUCCUUCAGUCAAUAGAUACCUUGUAAGUAUCUGUGUGUGUUUUUUGUUUAAGGCCUGUUUUUUUUGAAAACAGUAAAAUAACUACAUGCAUUGACUUCUGGAGUGCUAAGCAUUGUUUUUUACUCGUUGGUCAGUGAUACAGAAUGUGGGUGCAUAUGGGAAGAGUCAGACACAUCUCAAUAGAAUCCCUCUUCCAUUAAAAAAAUUCUGAGGAAGACCUGAAGUGGCACAUAAAGGUGUUCUGUUUAACAGAACCUAUCGCUAGCAAGCAUUUCAAUGUUUCUUUCUUCAUGGUAACAACACUGAACUUUAAGGAGUUUAUCAAUUAUCAUUGUUCAAGCUUAGGAUUAUCUGUGUUGCCUACUUGGGAUUUCUACACACUAUUUAACAACAGCAUUUUGCUAUCUCCCAGCAAAAAUACUCACCACUGUCAAGCUGAACUUCUUUCUCCUCUUUGUGAAGCUGUGAAUUGACACCAACAUGCUAUAAACCUACCUAUUUAGCAAAACUACUUUGCUGAAGAAGGUGUUUGAAAUAAACUCAGUCAAAAGUGAAAAUAAAAAAAAAAUGUCAUUAUUGUACAUAAAAAAUGAGGCAAGAAAACUGUAAUAAAAGCAGCUGAAACAAAGACAGUCCUCCCCCACACCCCUAGUAGAACUGGUGAAAGAAGUGUGAAACUGAUUAAAGAACUGGUUCAUUCAUCUGUUAGAGUGCACAUGUGAUUUCCCUAGACUACUAAAAUAAUGUUAGAAGCAUUCAGCAGCUGUGAUAUAGUCUGAAAGUUUUGGAAUUUGAGAGCUGUCAAUUUCAUAAGGAAUUUUACUACAGUAAAGACUGUACCAAUUCUGCAGGUGUAUAGUGUUGGAACCAGCUGCAGAAAACAAUUAUAGAAUUAGUCAGCUGGUUCCUUUCUAAAAGAAUAAGGGGUCUUAGUACAAGUUACAGAUAUGAAUAUAAGAAUGCAAGAACAAUGAAAGUUGCGGCACAGGAAAAUAUUCUGUUUAAGUAAAAUUAGAGAGCAUUUCACUGAACUCAGUGGAAUUAUUGAUAAAAGAUUAAAGCAUUGGACCCAGCUUGUCUGUCCUGAAAUUCACGUCUUGCACCUGUGGAUACCAUGAAGAUACUUUCACGAAUAUCUGUCUUCUCAUCACAGCUGAGAAUGUGAUUGCCUUCUCCAUGAUUGAAAAGGUUAAACAGCAUCUUAAAAGCAAAACCUCAAAUCGCUCUAUGCAUAAGCUAGCAAAUGGUGCUUCAUCAGAAAUAGGAAUUAUAUUCUAGUGAUAACUUAGGUUUUUUCCCCUAAAGUGUGAAUGUGUGAAGCAAGUCAGAACCAGUUUUAUGACUUCAGUACGAGCAUUGACUUCCCGGUGAAAUUUUUGGCAUCGCCCAGGGUCUGUAUCCAUAUUUUCUUUUGUCACGCCUAAAUCAGAUUUUGUCAAUUCCUGUUUAUCCACUAAUCUUGAAUAGGGAGAAAAGCCCAUAAUAGAAAGCCUACAGCUGUGCACCUGGCCUAUAGAAACAAGUGCAGAAGCCACAAUAAGCAGUUCCAUCUGCUAGAGACUAGAAUACAGAUUGCUUUGUUAGACUAUUCCACUAAAAACAGUUUGUGUAUUCCCACAUGUUGCAUUUCUUGGGAAAAUAAGUCUCACAUAUAGUAAUGUAGUAUGAAAUUACAAUUCCUUAUACAAUAUUUUUCUUUUCUCUUUCUGUUGCCAAAAAGCCAAUUAACUUAAUUGUCAAGGAGAAAUUUAACUAUAAAUAAGCCUGUAAUUCUAAUCUGUCUGUGGCAGUGAUACUGGAUAAAGGCUGUUAUUGCAACUUGCUAGAUAUUACUGGUUAACUUUGUAUUUAAAAUAAAUUCUAUUAGAUUAAAAAGUCAAGAUACAAGUAAGCUGUGUGAAUUAUUUUCAUUGUGGCAGUCUGUUAUCAAAGCUUUUUUUACCUGGGAGAAGACCAAAUGCAUUUUCGGAAAUGUUACACUCACUGCAUAUACACAGAUAAAUCUAUGCAUGCUCAGUGUGCCCCGUCACCAGGCUGGCAAGGAGGUGUCGUAUACACUCUACCACAAGAAUGAAAUCUAUGGCCCACCUCUUUUUCCAUGCUGCGUACCGCAGUUUUAGUACAGUGACAGUUUUGCAUUAUGGAAAAAUAAGGGGGAAAAUGCAGAUAAUGCCUUGAAUCAAAAUUGUAAAAUAUUCAUAUAGCUCUUCUUUCAGUAUUAAAACAUAACCUUAUUAAAUUUUUCAUAUAGCUAUGGUUAUAAGCAAAAAACCAAAAAAUGAACAAAGUGAAAAAGCUGACCAAAACCUAAUAGACUAGAUAAGUGAGGCUAAUUUGGAAUCAAGGAGCAAUAUACGAGUGGAUGAAUCUCUAGAUUUUAUCUUUCCAUUAUAACUGAAGGUCUUAGAUGUAUUUUGUACAACACAAUUAUGAAGUAACUGCUCAACUUGUACUUUAACAGUAACUCACUUAAAAGCAGAAAACCAUUCAUUUACAAAAAGUAAUUCUUUCAUCACCUAUGUGUUCUAAAUAUUAUUGUCCAUCCAGGGAAACAGGUAUGAAGGAAGUUGUCUGAAGUUGCAGAAUGAGUCAGUGGCAAACCUAGAAACUGAAUUGGUCAUAUCUUCUUACUGCUAUGCCUCCUGCCUCUAUUUUUUUCAUCUUUGCUCCUUGGACUGGAACAAAAAUAACAAAAUUAAGCAUUGCAUAGUUUGCAUAUUACAGGAAAACAUAAUUACUAUGGCCCAUCACCAUGAAAAAACCCAAAAAAUUCUGAAGACAAGAACAAUUGUUAUGAACUCCUGUUUGGAGAUCAUCUUGCUUUUCUACAGUUUGUAAUGUUUAGCACCUGUUCAAGAACUGUCUUCUAUAAAUAACUGUUUUCUGUUUCAGGCAAAAUUUACAUUGAAAAUUAUCUUGGUGCAGCUGUUCCGUUUUUCUACAAUUGUGAAUUGCCAAAAAAGGAACAGUAAUUCCUUGGGGGCCUCAGAGUUAAAUCCUUUUUAUUUAACAUGAUACUAUGUAGUGGAGCUGUGAUCAAAGUCCAACUAUUAUUGCUAGCUGUUCUUAGAUUUGCUAAAACUGAGAACUGAAAAGCCCUUUGUAGAUGAUCCUCACUCUUUUACAAUUUCUGUGGCUUUCCAGUUCCAUAAUUACUGGCCCUGAUGGCACACUGCCCCAAAAAUGAAUACUUUGAUAAUUUGCUGCUCUCUUGUAAGCCUUGUCAUCUUCGAUGUUCUAGUACACCGCCGCCUGCAUGUGAAAACUACUGUGAUAAGAGUGCUGAUUCAAGUGGAGUUGUUUGGACUUGUUUGAUCUUAGGAGUAAUUUUAAUGUUCACCCUGUUCACCUUAAUGGUCUUGUUUAAAUGGAAGCACCUGAAGCAACUAAAACAAAACCUGAAAACCACAGACUCUUCUGUGGAGCCGAGUAACAUUCUCAAGGCUAACACUGAAAGCAGUGUGAAUACAGAAGGAAUUAGACACUCACUUCAAAGUGAAACAUUAAUGUAUUCAGUGGAAGAAUGCACUUGCAGUGACUGUGGCCUGGUAAAACCUGAGACUGGCUGUGAAACUUCAUUUCCAUUACCAGCUACAGAAGAAGGAGCAACUGUUCUAGUUACCACAAAAUCUUUUGAUUAUUGCAACUAUAUUCUGGGUGCUGGGUGACUAUGAGAGAAGUAUGUUUUUACUGCAUAAUAAUAAAUGAGUUAUUCCAGUAUAGCUAUUAAUCUAAAUACUUGCAGUCAGUGGAGAAGGCUAGUACGUCCUUAUAGAUCUUACAUUGUGCUUUCAUUAAUAUUGUUAUAUUAUUUCUAAUUCUAGUGUUUCUUUGGUCAAAUAUUUCUACAUUAUUCUCAGGUACUAGACUAGAUAUUGGAAUUCUUAAUUUCUGAAAGUCCCUAUGUAGGGUGGCUUUUUCUGCCUUUAGAGAUUGUAUCUAUUUAUGCCAGAUAUAUACAAACCCAUCAAUAAACAAGUUUGCAAGUA